AUGAUGACAACAAUAGUUACAAAAAAAGACCAGCGAUGCCAUUGACCAGCUCGACAUUAAAAAGAAACCCGAAGAUGGAGUUGAGUCGAUCAGAUCUGUUAAGACUAUUGUCUAUAUUGGAGGGCGAACUACAGGCCCGAGAGAUAGUGAUAGCCGUCUUAAAGGCGGAACAAAUAAAAAAGCUUUUGUAUCCAAACAAACGUUUGCCAAAAGACAUAUUCAGCUCAAAGACUAUUAAAUUGAAUUCAAAUACAAACUCAAAGCCAAUCCAUUUAAAUGACAAAACCAACGACUCUUUAAUCCAUUACUGCGAUCCUUAUAACGCUCUGUCGAGGGAUGCAUUUGGCGCUUAUGACCCAUCAUUUGACAAGACAUCGACCAUUGCGUUGUUUAAUAUCAAAGUGAAUCAAUUGGAAGCACUUAUUUUUCAACAGAGAAAAGCCAGAAAUACUCUUAAAGAACAAUUGGAAUUAAUUGAAGAUAAGUAUAACAAGAUUGUUAAAGAAUUGGAUAAUGAAAGACAAUUGAAUAAACAGAAGAGUGACCAAAAAACUAGUGAUACAUAUGAUUGUGUCGACUCUGAGGGUAAACCCAUUGAUUGUGAUUUGAAAACUAUAGCAAAAACUUUGGAUAAAGAGAGGAAUCGAGAAAAACAAAUAGUUUUGUGUUUAUUAUCUGAAAGAAAGCAAUUGAUUAUAAAGUUGAUAGAAGAACGACACAAAAAUGAAGAACUACUUAACUUAUUGUCUUCAGAAAAAGGAAAGAUUGCAGAAAUGGUUGAAGGAUUGGAAGAUGAAAGCAAAAGAUCACUUCAAAUGGAAGCAGAAUUAGAAAAGUUUUUAAAUGAUUUUGAGAACGAACGACAAAAAUUUAAGAAUCAAUUAUCUGCUUCUGAGUCAAGAAAUGCAGAACUGGCCGCUGAAGUGGACCGACUUCGUCAGCAACUUAGUGGUAAACAAACGAAUUCUGUGAAUUUGGGUGAAGGCGUUCGCUCAACAAUUGUUACAAUGUCUUCAGCAACUCGAGUAGCAACAGUACCUUCAGUGUCAACAGUGAAUCAACCAAAGGCUAGUGUGGCUCAGGCCGUCAUAACCAAACCCGUUGCAAAUGUUAGCCAAGGAUUGACUCAAUUGCCAUCAAAAUUAACAUCCGGUCAAAGUUCAUACGGCACAAUACAGACCAUAUCUUGCGUUAAAAUGAAUGCAACUAUACCUCCACCACCCAGUGUUCCGGCACCACCUCCUAAGGCUCUUAAUAGUAAUUGUAAUAAUAAAUCGGCAGCUAAUGUAUUGCAAACAUCAUCUAAUGUUAAUGCAAACGCUUUUCAAAAUAUUACAUAUAAUUUAGAGACGACAUCGAGUGGCACAUCAAAGACAACUACUAACACAACUUCUACUUAUUCUGUAGUUAAUGCAAAUCCAGUCAUAAAUCAAUCACAAACUAAUAAAACAAUGAUUCAAACAAGUAAUACAUUUAACGUUCAAAAUGUUGGCCAUUCAAAUCAAUCUAAUCAACUUAACCAACCAAUUCAGCGUAAAUUAUCGGCCAGUGGUGUCGCAAGAGGCACUCCUCCUCCUAUACCACCAAAUAAACCAAUUAUUAAACCAGUUCUUCCCCCGCAAGCAUUGCAACAACGCAGCAAAGAAUUGAGUUCAACUAAAGUGAUGAGCGGAUCUGUUGGCAACACUAAGGCCGCCACUAAUAUGGCAAAGAAUACGACAAUGAAUGCAAGUGAUAAUACAAAUACAGGUGAGACAAGUAGUGCUCAACAAACUAAUAGUAUUAAUGACAUGAAUGAGAGCAACGGUGCCAACAAUGAUGACACUAAUGUUGAUCUCUUGUGUCAAGAAUUAGAUAAUUUUAAUUCAUUACUCGUUUCAAUGGUUUCAACCGGUUCUCAAAUGAACAUUUAGUAUACAUAUUGUUAUUUUUAUUUUAAAUUAUUUACACCCCCUAUCACAUCA
Messenger RNA from Oppia nitens, 1964 nucleotides. RefSeq names its product cortactin-binding protein 2-like. Lineage: Eukaryota; Metazoa; Arthropoda; Arachnida; Sarcoptiformes; Oppiidae. The transcript has 2 exons. The record is from RefSeq and is a predicted model, not a curated record. The coding region runs from base 36 to 1913 and encodes 625 amino acids.